Molecule: messenger RNA, 244 nt
Organism: Paramecium octaurelia
Lineage: Eukaryota; Ciliophora; Oligohymenophorea; Peniculida; Parameciidae
Source: the annotation of a GenBank genome assembly
AUGUUAAACAAUUAAAUAACUAUAAGGCUAAAUCAACUCCAAAUAGAUAAGCAGCUCUUCGUUGAUUUUCAUAUUCCAUUCCAAAUGUUAUCCUCCAAUCGAUACGAUAUCGAUACGAUAUGGAUCAAUCCGAUAUCAAAAGAUUAAGCGAAUGACAAGGAAAUCAAACAUCUAAUUAGCUAAUUCAAUUACAAUUCUGAAGCAAGAUUUACAUAUGCUGAGUCUUCAAUUCCUGAAAGUUGAA